AAUAUAACAUUUUAUCCAGUGUUGUUCCGAAAUCAAAAUGAGACCAAACAAGGAUAAAAAGAGAGGAACAACGACGACAACGACAACGCGCCCGUCGUCUCCGCCCAGAAGACGAUCCCAAACCACCACCACACCCUCUGCCUCUGUUCUGGAUAGUGAAUUGCUGACUGAGGAAGAAACUACAAUUUUCUUUGGGGACAUUCAAAUUUCAUCUCCAGAUUCAACUGCAAAUCCUAGAAGUUUCCCGUACAGCGUGAAGCAACAGUGCUGGGAAAAGGCGGAGAAGGUCAGAGGACGAGACCCAGAUCGCUGGCGAAGAGACGCCCUUGGUAACAUUGUGUUUAGAAAGUUUGUCGGUUGUCCCGGUUGCUUGUGCCACGAUUAUGAUCAUAUUUUGCCUUACUCCAAGGGAGGAAAGAGCACGCUGGAAAACUGUCAGGUUUUACAGGCGACAGUUAAUAGAUCAAAGGGUAAUCGGACUGAAUUAUCUAGAGCUGAGCUGAUUCAGAAAAGUUCUUAUUGCAGGGUUGCAGGUCGUGACAUGGAUUUGCUUGAACUGUCAGCAUAUGGCAAUGUUCGUCGUGGACAGGACAGUGGAGGAUGUAGAAUUCAAUGACAAAUUUCAGCUCGAGUAACGUCUUUCUAAUAAAUUGAAGAUGGAAAAUUAAGAAGUCUUGUGUAUCCAAUUGAUUGUAAUUGUAUAUGCAUGACCGCAUCAAAUUGUACAAAAUGUAAUUAUGUUACUUUCUGAGGUUUAAUGAGCGAUCUACUCUGAUCUUCAGUAUUAUUAUUUA
Mangifera indica (mango) is the source of this 794-nucleotide messenger RNA. RefSeq lists its product as uncharacterized. Bases 38 to 616 code for a protein of 192 amino acids. The record is from RefSeq and is a predicted model, not a curated record. NCBI's taxonomy places the organism in Eukaryota, Viridiplantae, Streptophyta, Magnoliopsida, Sapindales, Anacardiaceae. Gene Ontology annotation, molecular function: nucleic acid binding; endonuclease activity; zinc ion binding. The transcript is spliced from 4 exons.